Molecule: messenger RNA, 1695 nt
Organism: Pterocles gutturalis (yellow-throated sandgrouse)
Lineage: Eukaryota; Metazoa; Chordata; Aves; Pterocliformes; Pteroclidae
Gene: ADAMTS5
Product: ADAM metallopeptidase with thrombospondin type 1 motif, 5
Exons: 7
Biological process (GO): proteolysis; extracellular matrix organization
Cellular component (GO): extracellular matrix
Molecular function (GO): metalloendopeptidase activity
Source: RefSeq, a predicted model, not a curated record
GAUUUAUGUGGGCAUCAUUCAUGUGAUACUCUGGGAAUGGCGGACGUUGGGACCAUAUGCUCUCCUGAGCGCAGCUGUGCAGUGAUUGAAGAUGACGGCCUCCAUGCAGCUUUUACAGUGGCUCACGAAAUUGGGCACUUGCUUGGGCUUUCCCAUGAUGACUCCAAAUUUUGUGAGGAGAACUUUGGCUCCAUGGAAGAUAAGCGCUUGAUGUCCUCCAUUCUGACUAGCAUCGAUGCUUCAAAACCUUGGUCCAAAUGCACUUCAGCAACCAUAACCGAAUUUUUCGAUGAUGGUCAUGGUAACUGUUUACUGGACCAACCGAGAAAGCAGAUCCUGGGCCCCGAGGAGCUCCCAGGACAAACCUACGAUGCCAUUCGUCAGUGCAAACUGGCGUUUGGACCUGAAUACACAGUGUGUCCUGGUAUGGAUGUGUGCUCUCGCCUCUGGUGUGCAGUUGUGCGCCAAGGUCAGAUGGUAUGUCUGACGAAGAAGCUGCCUGCUGUGGAGGGAACGCCAUGUGGAAAAGGGAGGAUCUGCCUCCAGGGAAAAUGUGUUGACAAAACCAAGAAGAAAUACUACUCAGCUUCAAGCCAUGGUAACUGGGGGUCCUGGGGACCUUGGGGACAGUGUUCCCGUACCUGUGGUGGAGGAGUUCAGUUUGCUUAUCGUCACUGCAAUAACCCAGCUCCUAGAAACAACGGCCGGUACUGCACUGGCAAGAGGGCCAUCUACCGCUCCUGCAACGUCACGCCCUGCCCAGCAAAUGCUAAAUCUUUUCGACAAGAGCAAUGUGAAGCAAGGAAUGGCUAUCAGUCAGAUGCAAAAGGUGUCAAGACAUUUGUUGAAUGGGUCCCCAAAUACGCUGGAGUACUUCCCGGAGACGUCUGCAAGCUUACCUGCCGAGCCAAAGGAACUGGCUAUUAUGUGGUAUUUUCUCAGAAGGUAACUGAUGGUACUGAAUGUCGACCGUACAGUAAUUCAGUCUGCGUCCGGGGAAAAUGCAUCCGAACUGGUUGUGAUGGCAUCAUCGGUUCAAAGCUCCAGUAUGACAAAUGUGGGGUGUGUGGAGGAGACAAUUCCAGCUGCACAAAAGUCAUGGGAACAUUUACCAAAAAGAGCAAGGGCUACACAGAUAUAGUGAAAAUCCCAGAAGGGGCAACACACAUCAAAGUUCGUCAGUUCAAGACUAAGGACCAGAGCAGGUUCACUGCCUACCUGGCCCUGAAAAAGAAAAAUGGUGAGUACCUUGUCAAUGGAAAAUAUAUGAUCUCCACUUCAGAAACAAUAAUUGACAUCAACGGGACUGUCAUGAACUACAGUGGCUGGAGUCACAAAGAUGAUUUCUUGCACGCAAUGGGACACUCUGCCACAAAAGAGGUUCUUAUUGUGCAAAUACUUGCAACUGAUCCAACUCAACCCGUGGAUGUUCGCUAUAGUUUCUUCGUGCCAAAGAAGCAAGGGCAAAUGACUAACUCUGUCACCAGCAGUGGCAGCAGCAGCAGCAAAGUAACUCCACAGCUUAUGGAACCCCGCUGGGUUACGGGGCCGUGGCUUUCUUGUUCUCGAACAUGCGACACAGGAUGGCACACCAGGACUGUCCAGUGCAAAGACGGACAUGGAAAAUUAGCUAAGGGAUGUCUUCUCUCUCAGAGACCAUCAGCAUUUAAACAGUGCUUGUUGAAAAAGUGUUAA